Glarea lozoyensis ATCC 20868 is the source of this 312-nucleotide messenger RNA. RefSeq lists its product as uncharacterized. Lineage: Eukaryota; Fungi; Ascomycota; Leotiomycetes; Helotiales; Helotiaceae. The coding region runs from base 1 to 312 and encodes 103 amino acids. The transcript has a single exon. The record is from RefSeq and is a predicted model, not a curated record.
AUGCCCAAUGUCCUUGAUUGGCAGAUCGUUUCUGCCAAACUCCAAUCUCGAGUACCUCGAAUAGCGGUGUCGUUCGCCUUGGUGAGACUAUCUCAUUGUCAGGCACAGAAGCUGGAAACCAUCUACCACUACUCAGGUCAAAGCAACACUCACUCACCACGCGUUAUGGGUGGAAUUAUUAUCAACCCCGCUGCAGGCGACGCUGGCUGCAUCGUGCACUCCAUACUUGCAGUUGCCAGCGAUCGAUUGGAAGUCGCCUCCAAGAUCCGUGUCAAGCUGUCAAUCAUUUCGGGUCUUCAAGGCGAGUCAUAG